CAAACAGCAAGAGGUAAAUGACGAAACCAAAGUUCCUUGCUUGAGGGCUUGAUCGCGCCUCAUUUUCACUGCGUCACACGGCUCACACCUCCCAAUAUUCUUAUCUAACACCACCGCCACCAUCUUUAUCCCCAAAACCCCAAUCGCGACAAUAAUUGACUGUCGUUUUCCACAAUCUGUUACAGAGACCCAUAUUUCCAUGUCUAUUCACCUCUUCGGCGCUUGAAAGUUUCAAAUUUCAAAGAUUUGCGAACUGGGUUCGUUUAGAAUGGUCCGUUGCGUGUAAUCUGAGGUGGGUUUCGCGAGGUGUUGCUGAUAUUCGGAGAAUUUCGUGUGCAAAAUUGAUUUCAGAGAUUCUAAUCGUACGUUUCCAGUUGCAGAGUUUAUGAGCAUCAGUAGCUAAACAUGGUACUUGGUGUUUAUUUGCAAAACUAAUUGUUGGAUUUGAAUUGGUAGGUAUUUGUGGUUUUGAAUUAGAGGGGGAAUUAGAGGGGUUUGUUGAGUAUUGUGUAAGGGUUUUCAUGGAAAUUUGAUCAAGGUUUUUAUGGAUGAGUAGAUAGGUUGUUUCUUUUAGAUUUGUUCUUUGAAGAAGGGUAAAGUGGAGAUGGCUAUGGUGAGCAAAACCAGAAAUAUGCUAGAGGGUCUGGUAAGAGAAGGAUCAUUCAAAUGGUUGAUUAAAAACCGGACUUCUUUCGCUGAAGAGUUUGAGGAGAUGGGGAGUUCUCCGUCAGCUGGAACGAAUUGGAUUCCAGAACUUUCUCCGGUGGCGAAUAUUGUAGUUCGUAGAUGUUCAAAAAUCCUUGGCAUUUCUUCAAGUGAACUUCGUGAAAACUUUGUUGCAGAGGCUUCUGAUUCUAUAAAGCAUACAUCACGGUUUGCAAGAAAUAUUUUGGAAUACUGUUGUUUCAGGGCUCUUGCUCUGUCUACGCAAGUGAUAGGUUAUCUGGAAGACAAAACAUUCCGACGUCUAACAUUUGACAUGAUGAUUGCAUGGGAGUUUCCAGCUGCUUCUAGCCAGCCAUUUGUCAAUGUGGAUGAGGAUGUAACAGUUGGGAUAGAGGCCUUUUCUCGAAUUGCUCCAGCCGUUCCCAUAAUUGCCAAUGUGAUUAUAAGUGAUAAUCUUUUUGAGGUGCUUGCAUCAUCAACUGGUGGUCGUCUUCAGUUUUAUGUCUAUGAGAAGUACCUCAGUGGAUUAGAAAGGGCUAUAAGGAAAUUGAAGACCCAGUCCGAGUCAUCUCUCCUUUCCACUUUUCGGUCGGCAAAAGGAGAAAAGAUCUUGGAAGUGGACGGGACAGUCACUAGCCAGCCAGUUCUUGAACACAUGGGAAUUUCUACAUGGCCUGGUCGAUUAAUUCUUACAGAUUAUGCACUUUACUUUGAAGCUCUUCGGGUCGUGUCUUAUGAUAAGGCCAAAAGAUAUGACUUGUCUGAAGAUUUAAAGCAGGUUGUCAAACCUGAGUUGACAGGACCGUGGGGAACUAGACUAUUUGACAAGGCAGUCUUCUACAAAUCAGUUUCCUUAUCAGAACCAAUCGUAAUGGAGUUUCCGGAGCUCAAAGGGCAUACUCGCCGUGACUUUUGGCUAGCCAUUAUCCGAGAAAUAUUAUAUGUCCAUAGAUUUAUGCAUAAGUUCCAAAUUACAGGAGUUGAACACGAUGAAGCGCUUCUAAAGGCUACACUUGGAAUUCUGCGAGUACAAGCCCUUAGAGAAAUAAGUUCUGCAAGCCCUCUUUGCUACGAGUCUCUUCUUAUGUUCAAUCUAUGUGAUCAACGUCCAGGUGGGGAUUUAGUACUAGAAGCACUUGCAAACAUGUCAUCCUCGAGGGAAUUAGACCGGACUAACAAUUCCAAUGUUGGAGGAGGAAUGUAUUCAAUAUCAGCUCUGGCCAUGGCUACUAACUUAGGGUCUGUGUUUGGAACAAGUUCUAAUGCCAACGAGGCUGGACUUUGUGUCGGUGAGAUCACUGUUGGAGAGAUGACUCCAUUGGAAAGAGCAGUUAAGGAAUCUAGAACCAACUAUAAAAAAGUGGUGCUUGCACAAGCAUCAGUUGAUGGGGUUAAAGUAGAUGGCAUUGACACCAAUUUGGCAGUGAUGAAGGAGUUAUUCUAUCCUGUUACAGAAGUAGGGAAGUGGCUUCUUUCUAUGGCAUAUUGGGAAGACUCUCUUAAGUCUUUUGUGUUCUGUUUGGUUUUCACUUACGUCAUUUUCAGGGGCUGGCUGUGCUAUGCUUUUGCAUUGAUGUUGAUAUUUAUGGCGGUCUUUAUGGUACUUACACGGUAUUGUAGCGAAGGAAGUGUUGAUGAGCUAAAGGUAGAAGCACCUCCUGCAAUGAACAAAGUGGAGCAACUUUUGGCUGUUCAGAAUGCAAUAUCUCAAGCUGAAGAGUUCAUCCAGGAUGGAAACAUUGUUCUUCUGAAGUUCCGUGCCUUACUGUUGUCCAUUUUCCCUCAGGCAAGUGAGAAAUUCGCAGUUGCUCUUUUGGCUGUGUCUUUGUUUGUUGCCUUUGUACCUAGUAAAUACAUAAUCCUUCUCAGUUUUUUGGAGGCAUUUACGAGGUACUCGCCUCUGAGGAAACCAAGCACAGAGCGUUUGACGAGGAGAAUGAGAGAAUGGUGGUUCAGCAUACCGGCAGCUCCUGUUCUCCUUGAAAGAGCGAAAGAGGACAAGAAGACAAGGUGAUGUAAAUAUUUUUUUUUAACAUUCAUACAGUCGAUGUAAAGUUGUGUUCUAUAUACCCUCUAGACAUUUUCACAAGUGCAAAUCGAUAUGGUGAAAAGCAACAAAGUCUCAAAAAAAAGAAAUGGCUUUCAUAUACCUGCAAUGUGAUUCUUUUUUUGUUGCUCGCUCUUUUCUGUUAGUAAGCGUGUUAAAUUGAGAAGAAAAUUUGGGUAUUCAUUUUGUA
This is a messenger RNA of Camellia sinensis, 2903 nucleotides long. RefSeq lists its product as uncharacterized. The record is from RefSeq and is a predicted model, not a curated record. Lineage: Eukaryota; Viridiplantae; Streptophyta; Magnoliopsida; Ericales; Theaceae.